Molecule: messenger RNA, 648 nt
Organism: Cornus florida
Lineage: Eukaryota; Viridiplantae; Streptophyta; Magnoliopsida; Cornales; Cornaceae
Exons: 2
Coding region: 1-648 (215 amino acids)
Molecular function (GO): nucleic acid binding; RNA-DNA hybrid ribonuclease activity
Source: RefSeq, a predicted model, not a curated record
AUGCGUAAGGAAAUUGAGGUAUAUGUGGAUGAUAUGAUUGCUAAAUCUGUUUACGAAGAAGAGCACCUCAUUAAUCUGGGAAAAUUAUUUAGACGACUUCGAAAGAUGAAUCCUUUGAAGUACAUCUUUGAAAACCCUAUAUUGACGGGAUGUAUCUCGAGGUGGCAAAUGUUGCUUAUAGAAUUUAACAUUGUAUAUGUCACACAGAAAUUAGUUAAAGCUGGGGCAAUUGCAGAGUAUUUGGCUGAGAAUCCUACAGAUGACUAUCGACCAAUAGAAACUUAUUUCCCAGAUGAAGCUAUCCUAUUGGCCAUGGAGGAAGAAGAGAUUGAGCAGGAAGUCAAGUGGAAGAUGUAUUUUGAUGGGGCUGUAAAUAAAAAAGGGGUUGGGAUUGGAGCAAUUAUAGUUUCUAAUGUCAACUUGAUGCAUUAUCCGAUAGCCACCAAAUUAAAGUUCUACUGUACAAAUAAUAUGGCAAAAUAUAAAGCUUACAUAAUAGGCCUUCAGGCAGCACUAGAUAUUGCUAUCGAGAAACUUAUUGUAUUCAGUGAUUUGGAGCUCAUAAUUAAUCAAAUUACUGGUGAAUGGCAGGUCAAGAACGCAAAAUUGAUUCCAUAUAAUCGGUAUUUGAUUGGACUUUGCUGGUAG